Messenger RNA from Arabis nemorensis, 891 nucleotides. NCBI's taxonomy places the organism in Eukaryota, Viridiplantae, Streptophyta, Magnoliopsida, Brassicales, Brassicaceae. The record is from the annotation of a GenBank genome assembly.
AUGUUAUCAUCAUCAUCACCGGCGGCCACCGCCGCACAUCCUCCUCCUCCGUCGCCGGAAACAAACCAAAUCCCUCUGAAUUUACUUUCCUCGCCGCAGAUUAACCGCCGAUACCUUUUCAAAGCUCUCUCGUUAUGUCUCGCGGCACCGUCACUCUCCUUCUCCACCGUCGCACCAGCUUACCCACGCGGUCUCUUUCAAAUGCCGCCUCUCCGGCUAUCUAAUCGUUAUUACCUUGUGAGAGCUGGAGAAUCGGAUUACGAAAGCUUGGGGAUAAUCAACACAAACCCGGUUGCUAAAACAUCGGUAGAUAGCGGAUUAUCUGAGAAAGGUAAGAAACAGACAGUGAGAGCUGCGUUACAGUUAAAGGCAAUGGGAGCUUGUGACCGAAACUGUUGGCUCUGGCCUUCCAUUACACAGAGAGCUUAUCAGGCUGCCGAAAUCAUCGCCUCCAUUAACGGAAUUAGUCGCAGCUAUAUAGUUCCAGAGUAUAGCUUUCUUGAUGCUCGUGGUUUAGGAGCCUACGAAGGCAAGAAGCUAGAUUCCAUAUCAGAAGUGUAUGCAUUAGACUCGAUAUCCAUGAAGACAAAACCUCCUCCUAUAAGCGACGGUACGCCCAACGAGAGCGUCUCGGAUGUAUUCGUGCGUGUGACGCAGCUCAUGUCCAUUCUCGAGACUCAGUACUCAGAGGACACAAUUGUCAUUGUUUCGCCUGAUUCAGACAACUUAUCUGUGUUACAAGCUGGUAUUCAAGGCCUUGAUCUUCGAAGGCACUCGGAGUUGUAUUUUGGACCAGGAGAAGUAAGAUUGUUAGAUGCAAACAGCAUUCCUGUGUAUAAGCAACCUGCUUCUGGUGUAUAUAAAUGUACAAACCCACCAAACUGUGACUAA